This is a messenger RNA of Helicoverpa armigera (cotton bollworm), 3422 nucleotides long. RefSeq lists its product as uncharacterized. Gene Ontology annotation, molecular function: metal ion binding. The record is from RefSeq and is a predicted model, not a curated record. The transcript is spliced from 16 exons. Lineage: Eukaryota; Metazoa; Arthropoda; Insecta; Lepidoptera; Noctuidae. The coding region runs from base 158 to 2269 and encodes 703 amino acids.
UUUGCAUUUUGUUAAAAACUUUGCAAAAGAUUGUUUUCAUUGUUAAAAUGCUUAUCUAACCAUUUUCAGACUUAGAAUUUACUGAUUGCAACGUAAAACCAUACUGCAAGAAUUUAAAUAGCUUCAGUUCGGAAGGAGAAAAACGCAGAAAACAAAAAUGAGUUUCGUAGAUCUUGCAACGCUGACUAUGCAUCGGCGAAAUGAAUUGGAAGCUAGGCUGAACAUAUUUCACGAGAAAUGUGAUCGAGCGGUUGAAGACAUAAAAAAGUUGAAAACUAAGACACAAGGCUUUGUCCUUCAGUUGAACUGUGACCCGGCGGAGCUCAAGGAGCGGUUCCUAAGCUCCAUGAAACAGCUAGACGAGUACAUGUAUCUUAUUACGGACUUCAAUCUUGCUGUGUCAAAACUUGAUGAAGCAACAGUAGACUACACUCCAGUCCAGGACACGUUCGCUAAACCGUUGCAGCCAUUAGCACCCUUAGUCCCCUAUAAUCUCAUGGACGCUCUGAGCGAGCCAGCCCCCUCCACAUCAACGGCCUGCUCAAACAACUGCCCGCCAGAGAAACCUAAAAGGGUGAAGACACCGAAAGCUGACCAGACAUUGAUCGUGUUCUCGAGCACUUCGUCAUCUGAGGAAACGGUGUCUCAAGCAAAAAUCGCAGUCGCUGCUAAGGAAGUUCAGUGUGAAUUGGGAAUUGAAAUGAGCAAUUUUAAAAUUGAAGAAUCGCCGGUCGAACCUCUAGAGACCAGCAAUUUGCCUGCCCAAGAAGUUCUGGAGACCGACCAUGUUUACGAGGCCACCAUCAUGCAUAUCGACGGCGCCUUCUUCUGGCUUAUCACUGAAAACCCUGGUGAGCUUGAAAGCUUCAUAGAGGACAUGACAGCGUUCUACAGAGCGAACCACAAAGACAUGACGCUGGAUGAGGUGAAAGCGCUCAGCUGCUGCGCCUACUAUGACGACGAGAGCGACUGUUACUACCGGGGACUGUUCCUUAAGCUCAUUGUGGAAACGGAACUAGCGGAGAUAUUCGUGGUGGACACGGGCGAGCUUCGGGUGGUGCCUGCGGAGUGCGUGCAGCCGCUGUACACGCGCUUCUGUGCCAAGCCGCCCUGUGCUCGCUGCUGCUAUCUAGCGGGGGUAGAUCUACUGAGUUACCAGAACAAGACCUUGAUGGAGAAGCAGGAGGACUUCAUGAAGGAGUACGUCGGCAAACAGUGCACCAUUGAAGUAGACGACAACACUUCGGAAUCUCUCGGCGUUUACGUGAUGUUACCUUCAGGGGAGGUCCUCAACGACAUCAUAGUUCAACAGGGACUGGCUUUACCAAUAGAUAAGCCGCAAGAAGAACAGACAACUGAAGAACAUAUCCCCCCACCACUCGAGACUGACUUGGAUAUAACUAGCUGUCCCGAGUACGAAGACCCCGUGGAAGCAGUUACGGGUUAUAGUAAUCGAGACGAGGCAGAUAUCUGCAAACACUAUAAGGGCGGUCCAGAGAAAACUUGCUUCAAAGGAAAACGGUGCACCAAGAAGCAUAUACUCAAGCAUCCAGACGGCUGGACCCUAGACCAAGUGCCAGUGUUCGGCAAGUGCAACACGAUGCCGCUGCCGGCGCCGGGCUCGUGGCACAAGGUGCUCGUCACAUGCGUCGCUCACUUCGACUUGCUUUACGUACAGUUUUGUACGGAGAAACCAGACGAUGACAUCCCCGGCUUCGGCGUAGUACUGCCGCCGGUGACACUGGAGACCUUGUCGCGUGACAUGAACAGCCCAGCCACGCGCAUUGCGUACAAACCAUUCACGAUCGCUCCGGCGCCGGGCGAGUUCGUGGCGGCGUUGUACCCGGCCGACAACCUGUGGUACCGCGCCCAGGUGCUGUCCGUCACCCGCUCCGACCAGAACGUAGAGGUGAUGUACAUAGACUACGGCACCCGGCUCUGCGUCAGAGAAGACCAGCUCCGCUGCUUGGAGGCUCGUCACAUGUUGCUGCCGAUGCAGGCGGUGUGCUGCAAGCUGGCCGGGGUGAAGGAGCGGUCCCCCAGCUCCACGCAGUGGGCCAGCGCCAAGCAGACCCUCAGCGAUAUGGUCAUGGACUGUACUCUUGAUGCGCAUAUCAUCUCGCGCGGAUACGACGAAAUAACAGUGGAAUUGUUUGACAAAGAAGGCUACAGCAUAGCAGAGCAACUGGCGACGAUUGACAUGGUGAAACUCACUGAAUACAGCGUGGUUGACGAUAGCCACGUCACCACAAAGGUUAUAGUGCCUUAAACAAGCAUUUACGUGUUACCCUUCGACCUUAGAGAAGGGCGUUAUAUAGUUUCACUAGUAGAAGUUUGACGCUGUAUUCAAACCAAAUAGGCUGUCAGCUGCUGAAUGUGUCAGGCUCACUCUCUCAGUGUCAGCGUUAACGUAUCGUCGAGAUGUAAACGAAAAAGAACAUAAUAUAAAUGCAAUAACUGCGUACCGUCCGCUCGCUAUUGGCGGCUGACAGCCAUUUUGGUUGAAACACAGUUUUACUGCACCGGGCGAUUGCAGAAAAAAGUUAGUCCUAACUUUUCUUGCCAAUAUUUUAAAAAAAGUUUACAGUUGACUAACUGAUUUCAAGUCAGCAUUUGUACAUAAGUUGUACCAAACUGCCUUUUCUUUAUUUGGGUUUUUUUUGACGGAUCUUGAAUUAAUUUCAGUUGAUUAGUUUAAGGGUUCUGCUAAUUGGAGCAAUAUGUACAAGUAUAGACAACACUCAAAAGUGCCUUGCUGUAAAGUGUAGUUUUUUUAAACAAGUAUUUAUAUUAUGUUACAGAUUUCUUUUAAUAUAAGCUGGCUCGCUGGAUUAUACUGAAAAGAUUGAAUCAGCAUUUUAGACAUAUAAAAUUGUGUCAGCUUUCGAUAUUGUAUUAAAAAAUAUAUUUUCAAGUAAUUCUUGUCUUGAUUUUAUGAUUGUUAAUUCAUAAGUUAUAGGAGAUUUUUUAAGAGCUAAGGUGCUGAGAAAUGUGAUAGAUAAUAUAAUAAAAGAUAGUAUGAGCUUGUGUCGGCCACAGCGUACCUAAACUACAUUACGUACAUACAUAUGUAUAUGAAUAUAUUUUUCUUUCAGUAAGAUUACUCGAAUGUUAGAAUUAAGGAAUAUGUUGCGAUUUUUGUUUAUUUAUUUCCGAUGAUUAUAACUGUGUGCAAUACACAAAGUGGCCUGUUUGGGGAUCUAGAACGGGAUAACUUGUUAAGGGGUCGUCCAGAUUAACUUCCUUUAAAUCACGCAAUUUAUGGAUGCCUCCUGACAGCAAUGAACAAACUGAAGAUAUUAAGUUUGAGCAAAUUCCUAUUUAGUGAUAUUAAUUGUUUAAGUUUAAUCAAUCAUUUUUUUAGCCUGUAAGAAGCUCAAAUGACUGUUGUAUGAUUACAAAUAAAGCUUUAUACAAAAUUA